UGGCCGGCCUGGAGGGCAUCCCGGUAGUGAACCAGCCGCUAUGGCCGGGAAGUUGAACCUGGCCUCUUGUCUGCUGCCGCUGCUCUUCUGCUCGGCCCUGGUGUCCAGCUCCAAGAUGCUGCCUCUGGUGCUUAACACUUGGCCCUUUAGAAAUGCAACCGAAGCAGCGUGGUGGACACUGAUCUCAGGUGGCUCAGCUGUGGAUGCGGUGGAGAAAGGCUGUACUCAGUGUGAGAAGGAACAGUGUGAUGGGACUGUGGGCUUUGGUGGGAGCCCCGAUGAGCUGGGAGAGACCACGCUGGAUGCCAUGAUCAUGGAUGGCACUACGAUGAACGUUGGAGCUGUUGGGGAUCUUAGACGAAUUAAAAAUGCCAUUGGUGUAGCACGAAAAGUGAUGGAUCAUACGUCACACACACUUUUAGUUGGAGAAUCAGCCACCAAGUUUGCGGAAAGUAUGGGGUUUAAGAAUGAGGAUUUAUCAAGUGAUGCUUCUCAAUCUCUUCAUUCCAAUUGGCUGUCGAAGAAUUGCCAGCCAAAUUUUUGGAAGAAUGUUAUACCAGAUGCUUCAAAAUUCUGUGGACCCUACACACCACCUACUGUCAGAAAACUAGAGAGACCGAUCCUUGUAGAACCAAUUGACAAGCUCGGGCAUGAUACUAUUGGCAUGGUUGUCAUCAAUAAGCUGGGAAAUACUGCAGCUGGCACAUCAACAAAUGGUUUAAAAUUCAAAAUACCAGGGAGGGUAGGAGAUUCACCCAUCCCUGGAGCCGGAGCCUAUGCAGAUGACAUGGUCGGAGCAGCUGCUGCCACUGGCAAUGGUGACCUGCUCAUGCGCUUUCUGCCAAGCUACCAAGCAGUAGAGUACAUGAGACAAGGAGACAGUCCAGCGAAAGCUUGCCAGAAAGUGGUACUAAGAAUUCAGUCAUAUGUUCCAGACUUCUUUGGGGCUAUUAUAUGUGCCAACAAGACUGGAAGUUAUGGUGCUGCUUGUAAUAAACUUCCAACAUUUACUCAGUUUAGCUAUAUGGUUUAUAAUUCUCUAGAUGACCAGCCAACUGAAGAAAUAACAAACUGCAUCUGAUUUGUCUUUCCUCUCGGCAUCUAGAGUUGGUGAAGAAAGAAGCAAAGGGUCUCUCUUGUCCAGUGGCUCGUGUAUUCUAAAUUCUAGGUGUCAAAUCAACACAAGAAAUAAAUACAUGCCAAAGUA
Molecule: messenger RNA, 1207 nt
Organism: Suncus etruscus (white-toothed pygmy shrew)
Lineage: Eukaryota; Metazoa; Chordata; Mammalia; Eulipotyphla; Soricidae
Gene: AGA
Product: aspartylglucosaminidase
Exons: 9
Coding region: 41-1081 (346 amino acids)
Biological process (GO): protein deglycosylation
Cellular component (GO): lysosome
Molecular function (GO): N4-(beta-N-acetylglucosaminyl)-L-asparaginase activity
Source: RefSeq, a predicted model, not a curated record